AUGGCCAAAAACAACAGUUCACCUCCAGCAGGAGCAAGCAAAGAGCAAGCCACAAACCGCUUAAACCAACUCUCAUCACAUAUAUCCCCAGCCAAACAAAAAAAGACCCAAGCAAACCGCCUGCCAGCAGAUCACUCAGACGUCCUAACCCAAAUAAACAACCUGCGCACCAUAGCAGCAACCCCAGACCCCAAAAACAGAGGCUACAUCCGCCAAAAACAAGCCGGAAAACUAUGGGUGCGCGAACGAAUCGACCAACUCCUCGACGCAAACACCUUCACAGAAAUCGGCUCCGUAUCCGGCACAGUAACAUGGGCCAAAACAGCCCCUAUGCGCGAAAAGCCCGUAGCCUUUGUGCCGAGCAAUAACGUCCAAGGCGCGGGCUUGCUGCGUGGCCGGAAGGUUCUCCUCACGGCUGAUGAUUUCAGUAUUCGGUCUGGACAUGCUGAUGGUGCGAGUACCGGGAAGACGGUUUAUGUUGAGAAACUUGCUAUUGCGUUGCGGAUUCCGGUUGUUAAGCUUGUUGAUGGGAGUUCGGGGGGUGGGAGUGUUACUACGAUUAAGAAGGAAGGGUGGAGUUAUUUGCCCCAUGUUGCUUCUUUUCCGUUUGUUGUGCAGCAGUUGAAUAUGGGGAUUCCGAAUUUGGGGGCUGUUGUUGGUCCUGCGAUUGGACUCGGUGCCGCGAGAGUCGUAUCAUGUCACUUCUCCGUAAUGGCUGCUGAUAUCGGCGCUCUAUUUAAUGCCGGCCCCAAAGUCGUCGAGGGCGCGACCUUCGAGGAAGGUCUGGACUUCCAAGAUCUGGGCGGUCCAAUGGUCCAUUGUAUGAACGGUACAAUUGACAACCUCGCUGCCAACGAGGCAGAGUGCUACGAACAAUUACGGGUCGUCUUGAGCUACCUCCCUAACUCGGGCAGCGAGGCUCCCCCAGUAAUUCCAUGCACAGACCCCGAAGACCGCGAAGAUAUUGCACUACGGAGUAUCAUCCCCCGACGCCAAGCUCGCAUGUACAAUGCCCGGACGAUCAUCACUUCAGUCGUCGAUCAGGAUUCCUGGUUCGAGAUCGGUGCCCUCUGGGGGCGGACUGCUAUCGGCGGACUUGCACGUCUAGGCGGACGUCCUGUUGGGGUUAUUUCGCUUAACUGUGAAGUGAAUGGUGGUGCAUUGGAUGCUGCUGGGAGUCAGAAACUCACGCGGCUGCUUAAGUUGUGUGAUGUGAUGAACUUGCCUAUUUUGCAGUUCCUUGAUGUCCCGGGAUAUGCUAUUGGCACUGUUGCGGAGCGUACCGCUACCAUGCGCUGGGGCGUUGAACUCGCUAAGGCUUACUUCAGCACCACCGUGCCGGUCUUUAAUGUGGUUACGCGGCGCGUAUUCGGUGUUGCUGGUGGUGUUAUGCUUGGAUGUCGGGAUCCGGUUAUGCAGGUUGCUUGGCCGUCUGGGCAAUGGGGUUCGUUGCCACUCGAUGGAGGUAUUGAAGUCGGCCAUAGACACGAACUGAGAGAAGCCGAGAAGAUUGGUAAGAAGGAAGAACUGUAUCAAGAGUUAGAAGAGGAGUAUCUGCGGCUUAUGAACCCGGUGCGCACGGCGAAUGCGUUUGGGAUUGAGGAGAUUAUUGAUCCGAAGGAUACGCGAAAAGUCUGUUGUUCGUGGGCUGAGCAUGUUUACGAGGUGCUUAUUCGAGAGAGAUUGGCGGAUCGGGCUUCUGGGAAGAUUUCACCUACUUUUGCUUGA
Penicillium arizonense is the source of this 1728-nucleotide messenger RNA. RefSeq lists its product as uncharacterized. Lineage: Eukaryota; Fungi; Ascomycota; Eurotiomycetes; Eurotiales; Aspergillaceae. The coding region runs from base 1 to 1728 and encodes 575 amino acids. Gene Ontology annotation, molecular function: propionyl-CoA carboxylase activity. The record is from RefSeq and is a predicted model, not a curated record. The transcript is spliced from 3 exons.